GAGACCAAAAACCCUUUAUAUACUUACUUCUUAUUAAGAAACUUUUUACUGAUGUCCGUUUAAUAGUUCUUUUAAAAUUCUAACCUUCUUCAUGUAAUGACUUUUUAGUUGACAUUAUGUUGCGUCUCUGAAUAUUUUAUUUCGUAAUAAUUUCUUUCAUAACAUUUUAAUCAAUUUUAAUAGACAUUAUUUCGAGUUUUAUGCAGUUUUAAUAUUUUUUUUCACUUUGCAUUUCAUAUAUUUCGGAAAACUCUUUUUAACAGAAAAUGUCUCAUGUACUACAUGAGCCUAUCGAUGAGAUUCAAAAGUACUAUGAUCAUGUAAUGUUCUCUAACAGAUGGAGCCGACCCUUUAGAUCAACACCAUUUAUUAUAACAUUCAGUGAGCACAUUAUCUCAGAAUUUGAUAUUCACAGCUUUAUACAAUUGGGACUGAGAGUUGUUCAGUUUAGAAUGACAAAAAUUACCAAAUCCGACAAAGUGCAACUAUUAGAACUAUUAGACAGAGCCUUAAAAUGGUGCUGCGAGAAAUAUGAAGUGUCUGCAUGGCCAGUGGGCCUUACCAUUGACGUACCCAAUGCUGUCAUCAAAACAGGACUUAGGGAAAACACGGAUCAAGAAUACAUAACGAUAAAAGAAGGAUCAUAUAUUAUUAUGACAGGUGAUAAAAAAUAUGCUGCAAAAUGUAAUGAAUCAAGAGUUUACAUGAAUGAUCACUUUACUCUCGCUACUUUAAAAGUUGGUGCAGAAAUCACCAUUGAUUUUGGAGAAAUAAUGUUAGAAUGUUCAGAAUUAAUAGACAGUAAAAACAUAAAAUGCCUAGUGAAGAAAGGAGGACAGAUUAAAGAUCUGGAGACAGUUUGUAUACGUGGCGUGAGACAUGUCAAACCAGCGUUAAUGAAAUCGGACAUGGAAAUUAUUAAUUUUGCUAAAGAAUACAGUUUUGACAUGGUUACUAUAAACUCAGUUCGGUAUCCAACGACUCCGGGGACAAUACGAGCGCUGUUUCCGGAUAGAGAUCCCUUAAUAAUAAGUGCUAUCUGCGAACAAGAGGGUUUAGAUAACAUCGAUGAAAUUAUCAAGAAUUCUGACGCUAUCAUCCUGGCCAGAGAAUUUUUGGCUUAUGAAAUAGCAGAUAAAUUCAAAAUGAUCAGCAUACAAUUAUACGUUUGUGGGAAAUGCCGACAGUAUGGGAGACCUUUAUACGUAUCUGGCAAUAUUUUGGAAGGCCAGAAUUACAGCGAAAAGCUAUCUGGGUGCGAUGUGAACGAUAUCACUAGCAUAGUGCAACAUAAAGCGGGUUUUGUUUUGCGAAAGUACACAGAUCCUUCACAUCUCAUCAAGGCCAUGCGAAUACUUAACAGUAUUUGUAAAUCCGUGGAACCGCUGCUGGAUGAUAUAGAUUUUUGGAGAACAUCUUAUGAGUACAAAAUCCCUGUGAAUGCAGCUGAGGCCGCAGUUUUAGCUGCUAUCCUAUUGGCUCAGCAAACAAAAUCGAAAGUUAUCAUCGUACCGACUGUGUCCGGUAAAACUGUAAGACAGGUGGUCCAUAUGUGCCAAGAUUUAUUUGUUAUAGCAAUAACGUCAACUCCACUACGAGCCAAGCAAUUACAACUUUAUAGAGGAGUUCUUGCAAUUAUUUAUGACAAAAAGUGGUCGAGAAAUUGGGACGAAGAAAUGGACGCUCGUAUAAAAUUUGCAGUUGCGUACGGCUGUAAAUUUGAAGUCCUAACACAUGGUGCAAAUUACGUGGUUUUGAGGAAAAGCCAACAAUCCUGUUCUUACAGUGAUCAUGUCAGCUCUUCGUCUGUACUUACUGAGGAAGAAAUAAUGAUAAUGCAAAUGGCGUCUACGAAGGCUUAUAAGAACUUUGAACAUAUGAUAUGCCCUGAAUAGGCUGUAUAAGUUAAGCGGUAGACUUAAAUAUCCACAGGAGUGCGUACAGCUACUGCAAUGCAUUUAUAUUAAUUUUAAUAAAAUAGUAUGCAAUUUUUUA
Molecule: messenger RNA, 1995 nt
Organism: Trichoplusia ni (cabbage looper)
Lineage: Eukaryota; Metazoa; Arthropoda; Insecta; Lepidoptera; Noctuidae
Product: pyruvate kinase 1-like
Exons: 10
Coding region: 267-1895 (542 amino acids)
Biological process (GO): glycolytic process
Cellular component (GO): cytoplasm
Molecular function (GO): pyruvate kinase activity; magnesium ion binding; potassium ion binding
Source: RefSeq, a predicted model, not a curated record